AUGCCAAAGGGCAAGAGCAAAGCGACGGGAGCAGCAGCAGGAACAGCGCCGCCGACCACAAGUGCCUCCCCGGCGCCUAAUUGGCCUUCUCUAAAGACUGGCAUACCUCCAGAUUCGCUAUUCAUCAACACGUUACUGCACGACCAGAUUCUCAUUAUUCGCAACUUGUUGAGUGCAAAGCUUUGUAAAGACUACGUAGCGUUCCUAUCCUCACUUCCGCUCACCACAACCCCUGGAACACCAAAGCGAGGCGAAGCGGUUCGGGUUAAUGACCGUUUCCAAAUUCAGGACGUUAAGUUUGCGCAAUUGUUGUGGGAGCAGACCGCGUUGGAGCAUCUCGUCAGAGGCUACGAGGAGCAGACAGUCUGGCGUGGCGAGGUGUUGGGUCUGAAUCCAAACAUUCGUGUCUAUCGAUACAAGCCAGGCCAAUUCUUCGAUCAGCAUUACGACGAGAGCAACAAAGUGACCUUUGGCCCCUCGAGAACACCAGGAAAGACCACGUGGACGUUGCUGAUCUACCUGACCACGUGCGAAGGCGGCGAGACGGCUUUCUACCCCGAGCCCGCUCGCAAGGGCCAGAGGGCGCCAGAUCCAAUCAUAGUUGGACUGGAGACUGGCAUGGCGUUGCUUCACAAUCAUGACGACUGCAUGCUGCACGAAGGCCGAGAGGUAGUUCGUGGUGAGAAGUGGGUACUGAGAAGUGAUCUCGUCGUGAGGCGGUGA
Molecule: messenger RNA, 723 nt
Organism: Cyphellophora attinorum
Lineage: Eukaryota; Fungi; Ascomycota; Eurotiomycetes; Chaetothyriales; Cyphellophoraceae
Exons: 2
Coding region: 1-723 (240 amino acids)
Biological process (GO): peptidyl-proline hydroxylation to 4-hydroxy-L-proline
Cellular component (GO): endoplasmic reticulum
Molecular function (GO): procollagen-proline 4-dioxygenase activity; iron ion binding; L-ascorbic acid binding
Source: RefSeq, a predicted model, not a curated record